Messenger RNA from Mercenaria mercenaria, 11705 nucleotides. RefSeq lists its product as uncharacterized. The transcript has 6 exons. The record is from RefSeq and is a predicted model, not a curated record. Gene Ontology annotation, molecular function: serine-type endopeptidase activity. Lineage: Eukaryota; Metazoa; Mollusca; Bivalvia; Venerida; Veneridae. The annotation marks the transcript as partial. Gene Ontology annotation, biological process: proteolysis.
UUGCAGGUGGUCGAAGCACCACAGAUGAAAGCAAAGUGGAUGUAAAUGAGACCCCAGAUGCUGCACAGGGAACUACAAAAAUGGAGAUUUCACCCAGUUCUGAGUCAAUAAAGGGUAAUCGCAAGGUUGUUAAAAAGAGCACAUUCAACUCUGGAAACACGACAAUAAAUAUUGAAAAAGUUGAAAAUCUUCUACUUGGAGAUCUGGAUAGGAAUGUGCCAGCUGUCAAAGGUGCCAGAAAAAUUUCUGGCAUGAUAGAAGAUCUAACUGCUGAAGCAACUAGUGAUGAAACAGAGAUGGAUAUUAAAGAUACAGACAUGAUCCAAAGUGAACAGACUGUUCUUGACCAAGGAGGAUGUGACUUGGCUCAUUUCAAUCAGCAACAAACAGGUAAAGUUUCAGGAGAGCCACAUGUUACUGGAGCAGGUCAGAAAGCAACACUUGGAGAAGAAUUUGCUAAAGGCAGAAAUGAACUGCUUUCACAGAUUAAAGUUAGGGAAUUAGCAGAGCACAUGGAAUCAGUUGGUGCCUUGAUUUACAAGGGGGAUGUUAUUGGGACCGUGUUCAGAGCAGGAGAUUCCUUUGUUUUCACAGCAAGACAUGUGCUUAGAAAAAUAAUUGAUAUAUACCAGAAUGGUCAGUAUGAUUACACACUGCUGGAGAGGGAAAAUGUCUGCGUAAACUUCAAUGCAUCAGUUGCAGAACCAGCAUGUGUUGUUUACAGAGUAUGUCAUGAAUUUUCAAGUAACGAUCCUAAUUUGGACUUUGCUGUUCUUCGAAUAACAAACCCAGUGCAGCUACCUAAGAAGAUGUUCCUAGAUAAGUACAGUUUUGACAGGUUACAGGCAAGAAUGCUUUCAGGCAUUGGAUAUGGACACCCUGAACAAGACAGUAAAUGCAAAAAAAGUUUAGAUCCUAAUUGUCAAAUUAUUAAUGCAAUAAUUGAUAGAAUCAGAGAAUGUAGAGCAUGGCUUGAGGAAAAUUUCAUUUAUUACCAAAAUGCAGUUCGUCAUAAUGGUAUAAAUCCUGAACUUGUUGAUAACAGCUACAUAGGUAUUGAUACCGUACACAACAUUUUCUUGGAUAUUACCAUGCAGCAUGGGGGCUCUGGGUCUCCAUUUCUUGAUAACAAUGGAAGGGUUGUAGGCAUCCUUACUCAUGGCCAUCCUGAAUUUUGUUUCAAAUUGCCAAUGUUGAUUCAACUUAAUUUCCCAAAAGAAAAAAAAUUUGAAUCAGUGUUGAGACUAGAUUAUGUCUAUAAUCACAUUGUUGAAAGAGAUCCAGAGCUUGCAGGUAAACUUUUCGGAUAUUAGAUUAUUGACCAGAUUUGUUGCAGUCUUAGGACUUAAAUAAAAGGUGACAUAAUGCUCUGACUUUGCAUCUAGAAUUGUAUAUUUUUAGCAUGAAAUUUCUGUUCUGUACUUCUGAUUGGUAAAAGCAGAUGAUAUGGCAUCCACAGUUGGUUUCUUUUAAAACCUGGAUGUCAUAAUUUUAGCCUAGUUUUAAUGAAACUUGGUCAGAAUGUUUGUCAUGAUAAAAUCUGAGCAAGUUUCAUUAUGGGUUAUCUAGAGUCAAAACCUAGGUCACUACAGAAAAACUCUAGAGAACAACAUUGUUAACCAUGCAAGGACCUAACCUUCCACAUGAACACUAUAUGAAACCUGUUCAAAAUGUAAAUCUUUUUGAAAUCUGGGCUAUUUUGAUGAGCAGGCCAUCUGGAUUUGCACACUAGAUAAAAGGUAUGUCACUAGGUCCAAUCUUUUUUCACUCUAGUGGCCAUACAUUCUACCAGAUCUAUAUAUGUCAUUGAAUCCUGCUUUAUUAAAUCCAAGACAUUGUCUUAAUGGGUUGUCUGGGGAAAAAAACAGUAGGUCGUUAGAUCAAAUCGUAAAAAAACCUUGUUAACACUCUCAGUCAUAUUUUCUGCUUGAUCUAAAUGAAAUAUGCAUUUAAACAAUGUUUGUCUUUAUGAAUCUAUGGCAGGUUAUCUGGCAAUCUUCAUGGAACUUUUCUUUUCCAUGUAGUUACCGGUAGGUACUAAACACAGUUGAGGCCUCCGUGGCUGAGUGGUUACAGUCGUUGACUGAAUCACUUGCCCCCCAUGAUGUAGGUCCAAGCCUCACUCUGGGCGUUGAGUUCUUCAUGUGAGGAAGCCAUCUAGCUGGCUUACAGAAGAUCGGUGCCCGCUCAUGAUGAAAUGAUGCAUGGAGGGGCACCUGGGGGUCUUCCUCCACCAUCAAAGCUGGAAAAUCGCCAUAUGGCCUAUAAUUUUGUUGAUGCAAUGUUAAACCCAACAAAAACAAACUAAACACAAUUGUUUAAUCCCCCGCCGUGGCGGAGGGAUUAUAGGAAUGGUCUGCGUCCGUCCUUCCGUCCGUAACAAAAUCGUGUCCGGUCCAGAUCUCCUAAACCCCUUGAAGGAUUUUCAUGAAACUUGGGUCAAAUGAUCACCUCAUCAAGACGAUGUGCAGAACCAAUGAGUCAGUCAUGCCGGCUCAAGGUCAAGGUCACAACUUGGGGUCAAAGGUUUGAACCUUCCAUUUUGUGUCCGCUCUAUAUCUCCUAAACCCCUUGAAGGAUUUUCAUCAAACUUGGGUCAAACGAUCACCUUAUCAAGACGAUGUGCAGAACCCAUGAGUCAGCCAUGCCGGCUCAAGGUCAAGGUCACAACCGAAGGUCAAAGGUUUGAGCCUUCCAUUUCGUGUCCGCUCUAUAUCUCCUAAACCCCUUGAAGGAAUUUUAUAAAACUUGGGUCAAAUGAUUACCUCAUCGGAACGAUGUGCAGAAAUUAUGAGUCAACCAUGCCAGCUCAAGGUCAAGGUCACAACUAAGGGUCGAAGGUUUGAGCCUUCCAUUUGGUGUCCACUCUGUAUCUCCUUAACCCCUUGAAGGAUUUUCAUCAAACUUGGGUCAAAUGAUCACCUCAUCAAGAACUCAUGAGUCAGCCAUGUCAACUCAAGGUCAAGGUCACAACUGAAGGUCAAAGGUUUCAGCUCUGUAUCUCCUAAACCCCUUGAAGGAUUUUCAUGAAACUUUGGUCAAAUGAUCACCUCAUCAACAUGUUGUGCAGAAUUCAUGAGUCAGCCAUGUCAGUUCAAGGUCAAGGUCACAGCUAAAAUCAAAGGUUUUACCCUUUCACUAUCCAUAGCAGUGGCGGGGGAUUUAGCUGUCUUUCAGACUGCCUUGUUACCUUUUGUGAUACAAUUUGUCACGACAUAUAUUCAAGGUCAAAUAGUCUAAGGUUAGGUAAGCGACUGAACCAUCUUCUGGAGCUUCACAUACAUAUACUUGGUUAAACCUUAUUUCAUUCAUUUUCUUAUGGUAGCAUGAAUACAGUAUACCAUAAGUAAGAGUUGGACAGGAAGCUAUAUUGCCCUCUCCAUCUAAUGUAUACUUGAGAAUCAUUUAUAAGAGAUAAAUGUUUGGACCUGCACAGACUUCUUUGCUAAGUAAAUGGCCUAGGGACCUUGGUUUUAAUGAUUUGAAAAUUAAAGUUGCUUUAUGUGUUAUAAAUUGUAAGCUAUGUAGCUGAAGUGUCUUAAAUAAGAUGUUUGGCAGAAUAAAUUGUUGUACAUUAAAACUUGAUAGAAGCUGGGUCUGACCCACUACCUCUGAUCGUUUAAUAGAUCAGUAAAUUUUGACAUUAAAUUCAGUAAAUUUUCUUCAACAAUUCAUUUUCAUGCUAUUUGUCAGAACCUAUAUAAAAAAAGGUAUACAUAUUCUGGAUUGGCUGUUUUAGGUUUUAGCUAUUCUGUUAUUAAUAAUAUACUAGUUUUAUCAAAUUUAAAUUUCAAACAAGUUUUAAAUAAGUUUUAAAUAUUGAUUUAAAUGAAAAAUAGACCACAAAAAUUGUUAAACAUUAUGUCAUUCACAAACUUUAAAUAUCAUAUGAUGCCAAAGAAAUCAGUGAUUUUUAUGUGAAGAUAAUUUGCUGAUCUCUAGUGUUUAAAAUCGUUAAAAGUAGGGUAAGGAUUAAAAAAGUCUUGCCAAUUAGUUGUUGCUGAUAUAAUUUGUUAUUGAUUUAUGGUUCAUGAAUGAUUACGAAAUAAUGAUGGUGCAUGUACAUAUGUAUAUAAUCAGAGGGACAUGUAAUAUAAUCAAUCAAAGGGGGAUGACUGUAUAUAAUCAUCUCAAGGGACAUGUAUAUAAUCAAUUAAAGGGGUAUGCCUCAAGAUGUAUGUCACAAUAUCAAAUUUGUUUUUAAAGCUGGUAUAUAUAUAAAUUAAAAAAAACCAUAAAUUAAUGUAAUUUAAGUUCAUUCAGUCAAACUUUGUUUGCAUGAACUCUAACUAAUGAUAAUUCUGACAACACUCUUGAUUCCAUCUCAACUGGUUCCUGCAAAAUCCAUAUAAAGUGUAUAUUGUUUGACCCCAGAAAAUUUGAACACCGAUAAUUCAAACUCUUGAACUAGAUCAGUAUAGUGUAUUUCACACAUUUUCCCUCGAACAGACAAGAACUGUUUGCAUCAGUUGACUUGUGUCAUAAAAUUAACUUUUAUUAAUUACAUUAAUUGACAGGCGUUUAUAGGUGCAUAUUUUAUUGCAAACAUAUUGCACACAAAUAUACUUCGUAAAAAAUAAAUACCGUAAUAAUUCUAUUUAUAGCCCAUGCUCUAAUAAACGCCCAGUCCCGACUUUUUGUAAAAAAAAACAACGGCCUUUUUUAAGAAAAAAUUUUAUUGCAAACAUAUUGCACACAAAUAUACUUCAUAAAAAAUAAAUACCGUAAGUUGUUAUUUUUUUUAAUAAACACAUGUACCACUAUGGUUGCCAGAAAGUUUUAAAGAUUGUAGGUCUCGUUACAGCAUAAUAACAGUUAGAUGUAAAGACUAGUCUGAGUAAAAUUAUGCGAAGUAUUUUGUUUGUAUUGAUCAUUGCAUACAUGCUGUAUACAAAUAUUCUUUGUAAGAAAUGAAGAAGUUGUUAUCUUUAUAUAAAUAUUAUAUUUGAAACACAUGUACCAUUUUACAGUUUUGAUUUGAGGAACCAGGUGCACAUUUUUGUGUAAUGAGCCAAAAUCUCAAUGGCUCAUACUACCGAUAACUCUUCCGUACUUCAUGUUUUUAUUUCGAUGUAAAUGAGAUGUUAAACCAAAAUUUGUAGUCCUGUUUGGCGCCAUAUAACCUAUACUGUGUUGGUGCACCGUAAAACCCAAAUAAAAAGAAAACUACCGAUAACUCAAACAAAUUUUGUUUUUCCCCAGCGAGUAUUUGUGAAAAAAGUUUGACUGUAAUUCAUAUAUAUAUUUUUUAUGCCCCCGAAGGGAGGCAUAUAGUUUUUGAACCGUCUGUCGGUCUGUCAGUCUGUCGGCAAUUUUCGUGUCCGGUCCAUACCUUUGUCAUCGAUGGAUGGAUUUUCAAAUAACUUGGCGUGAUUGUGUACCACAGUAAGACGACGUGUCGCGCGCAAGACCCAGGUCCGUAGCUCAAAGGUCAAGGUCACACUUAGACGUUAAAGGUCAUUUUUCAUGAUAGUGCAUUCGUGUCCGGUACAUAUCUUUGUCAUCGAUGGAUGGAUUUUCAAAUAACUUGGCAUGAAUGUGUCAUAUUUCAUGAUAGUGCAUUGAUGGGCAUGUCCGGUCCAUAUCUUUGUCAUUCAUGCAUGGAUUUUAAAAUUAUUGGGCAUGAAUGUGUACCACAGUAAGACGACGUGUUGCGCGCAAGACCCAGGUCCGUAGGUCAAAGGUCCUAAACUCUAACAUUGGCCAUAACUAUUCAUUCAAAGUGCCAUCGGGGGCAUGUGUCAUCCUAUGGAGACAGCUCUUGUUUAUUAUUUUUUACAGAUAAAUUUCUCAUAUUUUUUAUCAAGUCGUAUUGUACACAGUGGGACUGUCACAAUAGAUAGCUUCCCUACCUAUUUUACAGACUUCGGGAGAGCAUUUAUAGAUAAAAUGUGCAAAUAUCUCAAUGAAUCUUUAUGUGUUUUACUCUUUAUUUAGAUAAUCAUUUACCAUUCUUAACAAAUGUUAUUAAACUAAGAAAAGAUAGAUCUUGAGGCCUGUCCCUUUAAUGUAGUGUAGAUCUGCUGAAGACUUAUUGCUGUGUUUUUGUGUAUUGUUUUUAUAUUGACUUUAAUUUUUUACUGUGUUUUAAUUUGUCUGUUUUAUAUAGACUUUUGAUUAUUUAAACAUGUUUCUACUAAAAAUAGUUUUUGAGGAAUUCUGUUAUAACAUUCUCAUUUCUUUAAUGUUUAAUUUGAAAAGUGGAUUUUGGUUGAAAUCGAUAUUAACUAGUUACAUGCAUAAAUAUGGAAUAAACUUGGGUUUGAGAAAAUAUUUAAAUUCAGUUGAUAUUUUAUAUAGAACAAGAUUAGCAGAAUGUUCAAGAUUCAUUUAUUAUACUGGGCAGUGUAAAUAAGAGGAAAGUAGGAAUAAAACAACUUCUAGUAUAUGUGAACAAAACUCAUUUUGAAGCAGUAUUUCAAAUAAGUUGAAAAGUUACUAUGUUUCAUUAUCCUCAUACAUUGACGCUUUAGUCGAGGUUUUGAACAAAGCGAAGGCUUCACGUUCAAAUCACAGGCUUCUCCCAUUGGUCUUUAUCCCUAAGCAAGACCCUUCUGUCUUUUUGAAGCAGUUGUUGCAGCUGUAAAUCAGAACCAGCAGAUUGCUGGGUAGUUGGGGUUAAACAUACUGGUAACUGGUUUUAUUAAAUCUUAUAGUAUUGCACAAAAUCUCCACAAAGCUUUCAUUAAUUGUUUCAUAUUGUGUUUGUAAAUAAAGUUGACCUUUAUCUCUUCCAUGAAGCUGACAGAGAUUAUUGGUUUUGUCACCAGACACUUCUGAGUGGUGUAAGGACUGUCAUAUCCAUCCCGUAUAUGCAUUUUUGUACCCCCCCCCCCCCCCGACAACAAAGUUGUAAGAGGGGGUAUACUGGUUUCAGGUUGUCUGUCUGUCCGUCUGUCUGUCUGUCCGUAGACGCAAUCUUGUGCGCACCAUCUCUCCUUAUCCCCUUGACAGAAUUUAAUGAAACUUCACACAAGUGAUCAGUACCAACAGUAGUUGUGCAUGGGGCAUGUUAGGUUCUUUUAGGAAAAUUUUUUGCAGAGUUAUGGGACUUUGUUUUUUUGUUACUAUACUUUAUACAUAGACACAGUCUUGUGCGCACCAUCUCCCCUCAUCCCCUUGACACAAUUUAAUGAAACUUCACACAAGUGAUCAGUACCAACAGUAGUUGUGCAUGGGGCAUGUUAGGUUCUUUUAGAAAAAAAUUUUGCAGAGUUAUGGGACUUUGUUUUUUUGUUACUAUACUAUAUACAUAGGACACAAUCUUGUGCGCACCAUCUCUCCUUAUCCCCUUGACAGAAUUUAAUGAAGCUUCACACAAGUGAUCAGUAACAACAGUAGUUGUGCAUGGGGCAUGUUCCGUUCUUUCAGAAAAAAAAUUUGCAUAGUUAUGGGACUUUGUUUUUUUGUUACUAUACUAUAUACAUAGACACAAUCUUGUGCACACCAUCUCUCCUCAUCCCCGUGACACAAUUUAAUGAAACUUCACACAAGUGAUCAGUAACAACAGUAGUUGUGCACGGGGCAUGUUAGGUUCUUUCAGCGACAAAAAUUGCAGAGUUAUGGGACUUGGUUUCUUGUUAACAUACUAUGUACAUACAGUCUGCAUAUGCAAUCUUGUGUGUGCCUAAUCUACCAAACCCUUGUACACAAUUUAAUGAAACUUCACACAAGUCAUCAGUACCAACCCUAGUUGUGCAUGGUGCAUGUUACAUUCUUUUAGAUAAAUAUUCUGCAUAGUUAUGGGACUUUGUUUUUUGUUACUAUACUGUAUACAUACAGUCUAUAUAUAUACUGUCCACAUAAUUAUGCAAUCUUGUGUGCGUCAAAUUGCAAUGUACUGUGUCAGUGCAUGCGGGGGGGGGGGGGGUACAUUCAUCACCUUUAGUGAUAGCUCUAGUUAGUUUUGUUUAUAAAGUUUACAGCUACAGAAGAAAUGACAUAAUAUAUACACAGGUGCAUAUAAUGAAUAAUCUCAAUACAUCCAAAGAAUGCAUUGAAUGUGUGUAAAAAUAAUGUCCUAUGGGAAGGUGUAAUUUAUUUUUACAAGAGUAUGGUUAGUUAGUGCCAUGAAUGCAACAGAUUUGGAGAAGUUGAGAUUUCAAAAUGCAUAAUUGUCUACUCUUGUAUUUAGAAAAGCAUUGUAGUAAAUGAAUACUGUUGCUGAAUGUUAUAUUAGAUUUGUUUGCUUUACAUAAACUUGCAUGUUUUUAACUUCAGAAGAAGGUUUUACAAGUCUAUUUAGAAUGUAUAUAGUAAAAUUAUGUUGAAAUUUCUUUGCUUGGCCUUUACUAGUAUCUAUUUCUUGCAUGAUUUUUACAUGGUAAUAUAUUAAAGCUGUGGUGUUCUUUAUUAUGAUUUUAUACACAGUAUUUAUCUUAAAUGUGAAAUAGAAUGGAUUCCCAUAACUUGAAUAUUUGAUACAAUUAUUCCUUAACAGAGCUUUUUCAUUAAUUUGGUGUAUGAUUGUUAAGGAAUUGGAUGGGUUGUUAUAGGAAUUUCUUGAAUUGUAAAACUAUUUUACAUUGUAGUUUUGAAUUAAUCACCAAAUUUGAUAUUUACUGGAUAUUACCUGUUGUAAAGGUCAACCAUUAUUGACCACAAAAGUUAAGAAGAUUGAAAAUUCUUUUGUAAGCUCAGACACAUUAAAGGGACUAGACAUUUGUACAGGGAUUCCUCCUCCCCUCCCCACAUGCACACACAUGGAAAAUAUACCUUUCCAUUACACAAAAAUGACUCCAGAUAUCAUAAUGGUCCUAUUUAUAGAGAUCUUUAGAAAGACUCCCACAUUUUUUCCAUGCAGAAAUUUAUGGAAACAAUCUGUCACAAAAAUAGACUUCGGUAGGCAUUAUAAAUUAUGUUUUUAUGGUAACAUAUCCUUAAAUUAACUUUCGUAUUUGUGCAGAAAAAAGGUUGUUAUGUGGUUUAUAUUCUUAAUAUAAAAUUCACGCUUUGUGAAACUAAAUUUACGAUUUCUGUUGAUAAAAUUGUAGAAUAUUGACUUUUGCUUAAGUUUUUCAUUGCUUCUGAUUUAGAGGAUAUGUAUGUAAAAGUCUAGCUGUUGGUAGAAGUGAAUAUUUAUUCAUGUAUAUUGGAUAAAUUAUUUAUAAGUGUACUUUUUUGCUUGAUUGUUCUUUUUACCAUAGAAUGAUGUACACAUAUAUUCAUGAGUCAACACAGACGAUGAUGUUUCAUUCUUUAAUGAAUAUUGAUAUUAUAAUGAAUAUUACUAUUAUUGUUAAAUAAUGAUAUGCUAUUUAUUAUUAUGAAAAUCCAUUUGAGAUGAAAACCAGAUAUAACCAGACUUAGUUGUAAAUACCGGUAGUUGUUUCAUAAUUUCCUUCUCUUGAAGCAGCACACAUCUGCAGUUAUUUCUAGCAUUUGGAAAAAUAAUGAGAUGUGGUAAAAUAAAAAGUGAAUGAUUUGAUGAAUUUAAAUGAAACAUUUAGAUUUAAAGAUUACGUACAUAUAUGUAUUCUCCUAAAUUUGUUGUAAAACCUUUUACCAUGUUAGUUGCAGUGUACAAUUUUGGUGUAAAAUGAAAAGAUUCUCCUAUUUCUUUAAAAGGUACAUGCAAAGUAUCACAUGCUAUAUUUGUCUAUGAUUAUAUAGAAAUUUCUGAGUUGAUUUUUUCAAAGACAUCUGCAUGUGAAGAGGAGCUUCAUUAAGGAAGUCCACCCAUUAUGACAGCUGGCAAUGUAUAUAUGUAACUGAAAUGUCAAGUAUUAAUGGCUAAGAAUGCCAAAAUUGAAUACAAGAUUACAUAAUCACACUAAAAGUCCUGAUUUUCAUGAGCAUAUUAAACUUUAUAUUACGUUAUUUGCAAGUUUGAUGACAGUUUAGUCUCGCCAAAGCAGAGUCACUGUGAUUGGUUUUUGACCAGUUUACUUAUAUAUAUAGUUUUUCUUUGUAACAUCUGUUCAUAUUUAUGCAGUGUGGUUACGAUAAAUUGUCAGAUUUUCAUUCAUUUAGCCUUGUAACUCAAAUUUCAUGAUUUUUUUAUUGAUAUGGUUUUGCAUGUAUAUAUAUAUAAAGAAAAUUGUGUAAUUAUUAUACAAUUGCCACUGAGUUGCCACUUAAUAUGUUAGUUAGAAUUGUUCCAUUUGUAUUGUCUCUUGUUACAUCCAGGUUACAAUUUUGUUAUUAUUCAUAUAGGUCUUUCAUAUUUAUUAAGUUUUUCUUCAGUGAUAUUAGUGUGAGAUUUUUAUCUAGUGCCAGUAACUCUUUUGAGAGGUAACUGGUAAGUAAGAUGCAAAUGUUCUGUUACAAUAAACAUUUGUAACAAUUUUAGGAAACAGAACCAUCAGUUUUUCCUUACCUUGAUUUAUUCUACUUACAUCUGUUUUACCCAAACGUCUGAUAAGAGUCCACAGUUCUGAUCCAAGCUAAUUCAAAUUGCAGAUUAAAUUAUCCGCAUUUUCUCGUUAGAUUUAAUGUUAUGUAAUUGUAAUCACAUAUAAAUGAAAUGAACCGUUGUGAGUAAAAUGCUGCUUAAAUUUAAACCUCUAUUGUUGUGGAGCCCGCCCGCUUAGCUCAGUAGGUAAGAGCGUUGGUCUACGGAUCGUGGGGUCGUGAGUUCGAUCCUCGGGCGGGGUGUAUGAUCUCCUUGACUAUUUGAUAAACGACAUUGUGUCUGAAAUCAUUAGUUCUCCACCUCUGAUUCAUGUGGGGAAGUUGGCAGUUACUUGCGGAGAACAGGUUUGUACUGGUACAGAAUCCAGGAACACUGGUUAGGUUAACUGCCCGCCGUUACAUGACUGAAAUACUGUUGAAAAACGGCGUUAAACCCAAAACAAACAAACAAAUCUAUUAUUGUGGGUUAUGUGCCUGAAGUCAUUGGGAAAAAAAAACAACAUUAAAUGAUGGACUGAUAAAUUACAACAUACUGUAAAACCAUUUAAUUUCUUGGGUCUGAAAUUUUGUGGUUUUGGUAAAAACGGCAAUUUCAUAUGGAUAUGAAUUCGUGGAUUUCAAGUUUUGAAUAUAAAAUGAAUGGGAAUUUUACUUGUUAGUUGGACUUAAAUUUUGUUGAUUGAUGCAACCACGAAAUCCACGAAAAUUAUUCCCACACGAAUAUUAAUGAUUUCAUAGUAUCAUGAAUGUUUGCAUUGUUUCUACACUAAUCUAAGAGGGUUAAGCUGUUGUGCAGUUAGUACCCAGGUUGAACCUGCUGUUAUUGCUGCUGUUUGUUUAUCAUCAUUCUGUUACAUAAAACAUUUUAUAUUUUGUAUGUUAUCAUUGUUUUGACAAUCUUCUUAGAGCUAAGAAGGUUGUACCUACUGUUGAACCUGUAUUAAGCAACCAGUUAAGGGAGUAAAAAUUUCUGACUGCUAAAGACAGAUGGUUUCUCAAGAAAAAAUUAUAUAUUAGAACAAAAUGUUAAUACCGGGAGUAAGCUAACUGGCUUAUAGCGAAAGUGGCUGCUUAAUACAGGUAGCUGAUUGUAUUGUACUAACAGUAACCUGGUUGCCUCUGCUGUGAUUGUGAUGAUAAAUGUAAAGUUAUGAUAUAUAAAAGGUGUGUAAGCAUUGAUUUGAAUUUUCACAGUAUUUAGACCACUGUUAAGGUGGUAUACAUGUAUCUUUGUCAUACUGAUCUGGUCAUCCGUUUUUGCAUAAUUAUAUCAACUGUAUUCUCAUUUUUACAUUUUUUUGCAACUUUGCUAUAAAAUUAUGUGCUAAACAAAAUAAAAAGGUAUGAUUCUG